Molecule: messenger RNA, 684 nt
Organism: Lottia gigantea (owl limpet)
Lineage: Eukaryota; Metazoa; Mollusca; Gastropoda; Lottiidae
Exons: 2
Source: RefSeq, a predicted model, not a curated record
AGCUAUUCCACUGUCCUAGCAGACGACAAUCCAACUCGCUACCGACUGAGCUAUUCCACUGUCCUAGCAGACGCCAAUCCAACUCUCUACCGACUGAGGUAUUCCACUGUCCUAGCAGACGCCAAUCCAACUCUCUACCGACUGAGGUAUUCCACUGUCCUAGCAGACCACAAUCUAACUCGCUACCAACUGAGCUAUUCCACUGUCCUAGCAGACUACAAUCCAACUCGCUACCAACUGAGCUAUUCCACUGUUCUAGCAGACUACAAUCUUACUCGCUACCGACUGAGCUAUUCUUCCACUCUAUUCUUCCACUGUCCUAGCAGACGACAAUCUAACUCUCUACCAACUGAGCUAUUCCACUGUCCUAGAAGACGACAAUCCAACUCGCUACUGACUGAGCUAUUCCACUGUCCUAGCAGACGGCAAUCCAACUUGCUACCAACUGAGCUAUUCCACUGUCCUAGAAGACGGCAAUGCAACUCGCUACCGACUGAGGUAUUCCACUGUCCUAGCAGACAGCAAUCCAACUUGCUACCAACUGAGCUAUUCCACUGUCCUAGCAGACAGCAAUCCAACUUGCUACCGACUGAGGUAUUCCACUGUCCUAGAAGACGGCAAUCCAACUUGCUACCAACUGAGCUAUUCCACUGUCCUAGAAGACGACAAUGCAACUCGCUACCG